Protobothrops mucrosquamatus (brown spotted pit viper) is the source of this 777-nucleotide messenger RNA. RefSeq names its product fibroblast growth factor binding protein 3 (gene FGFBP3). Gene Ontology annotation, molecular function: growth factor binding. NCBI's taxonomy places the organism in Eukaryota, Metazoa, Chordata, Lepidosauria, Squamata, Viperidae. Bases 1 to 777 code for a protein of 258 amino acids. The transcript has a single exon. The record is from RefSeq and is a predicted model, not a curated record. Gene Ontology annotation, biological process: cell-cell signaling.
AUGAAGCUGCCCCACACAUUCCCCCUGACUCUUCUCUUCCUCAGUUGCCUAGAAUGUAACCCUUUCAAGAAGGGUAAGGAUAACAGUGAAAAAGGAAAACCUUAUUUCCCUUGGGCUCAGUCUGGUCAGUUCUCCACCCGUGACAAGCAUCUGUGCAGUUGGCAACUCAUCUCUGGAGAAAGGGAUACUGAGCUCCAGAUCACCUGUCACCCAGCAGAAGGAGAGGCACAGAGGUGUGUCUACCGGGGCCAGCCAGAGUUAUGUGCUGCCUAUAGUGCCAAAGGCCGUCAGUUCUGGAAGCAGAUCCUGGGAAAGCUCCGUCGGAAGCGCCAUCCCUGCCAGGACACCAGCCCUCUCAAAUCCAGGCUUUGUAGCAGCCAGGAUGAGGCAUCUGAAGCCCACUUACACCUGGUACAAACCACCCCAAGCACAGACACCCUGGUAGCCACUGCGAGUGUCACUCAGGGAAGUUCCAAGGGGAAAGGCCAUGGCAAAAACCUACCAGCAUCACAGAGAUCACCGCAAGUACCUCAAGACAUGACCAUCACCAAUCCAACAAAGAAUGGUGCUUUGAGGAAGCAAAAGAAAGGGGGAAAGAGGAAAGGAAACCCUAACUCUCCAGCAGCCCCAACCCAUCCACCCCAUAGGCAGCCUACAACAGCAGUUGUAGAAGGCAGGGUACAGCCCACAGAGCUCAAUGCCGAUGUGGUAGACACUUAUUGUGAAGAAAAAUGGCAUUCCUUGUGUAACUUUUUUGUGAAUUUCUGGAAUGGUUGA